UGUCAAUUCCAACAUUCAGCUAGCUGCACUCACCGAGUCGCCAGUCGCCACCUUAAUUACACAAGCUCAGAGCAACGAGGCAGAUAACCAGACGCUUUCUCUCGAAGAUGAGCCAGGGGCAGCCCAGGAGGCCGGCGUCGUCCGAGCAGGCGCAGGGCGAGGACGGCGCGAUCAGGUACGGCGACGUGUUCCCGGCCGUGAGAGGCGGCCUCGCCAAGAAGCCCGUGGCGCCGCAGGACGCGGCGACGAUGCAGUCGGCGGAGACCCUCAUGUUCGGGGAGACGGUGAAGGGCGGGCCGGCCGCCGCGAUGCAGUCCGCCUCCAUGCGGAACGAGCGCAUGGGCGCCGUCGCCCACGACCAGGCCACGGACGCCACCGCCGAGCAGGGCGUCUCCGUGUCCGAGACCCGCGUCCCCGGCGGACGCAUCGUCACAGAGUUCGUCGCUGGACAGGCUGUGGGCCAGUACCUGGCGCCGGAUGAUGAUGCUCCCGCCGUUGGAGGUGGCGGCGGCGCAGGUGUGGCUGAUGGCACAAAGAUAACGAUCGGCGAGGCGCUGGAGGCGGCGGGUUACGCGGCGGGAAGCAGGCCGGUGGAGCUCAGCGACGCGGCAGCGAUCCAGGCGGCGGAAGUGAGGGCCACCGGGCUGGACGCCAAUAUCCCCGGUGGGUUAGCCGCAGAGGCGCAGUCCGCCGCGGACUCCAACGCCCUGGCCGCAAGCCACGAGGACAAGACCACUCUCGGCGACGUCCUCUCGGAUGCGACGAGGCUGCUGGUUGCGGACAAGGAGGUGGAGGUGGACGAUGCGGCGAGGGUGGCGAUGGCCGAGACGCGGAACAAGGAGGACGGGACGGCGAGGCCUGGAGGGGUGGCCGCGUCCAUGGCUACAGCCGCGCGGAUCAACAGCCAUAGUGGGACGCGUAUAUAGGGAGGAGCUGCCUGCGCGUUUAGCGUUCCCGUUUGCUGUGUCUCCCGAGUACGUAUGUACGUGUCGAGUCCUUAAUACUAGUAAUGUCUUAAUGCUGCUCGUAGUAGUCGAGGUCAGUUAAGUACUUCUGGUCCUGGUCAUAAAUCCGUGUCCGUUUACAAGUGUGCCGUAAACAUCUUCUGUACUUGUCUUAUCAGCAUGUAUGCAUAUCACUCCGUUAGGAUCAA
Messenger RNA from Lolium perenne, 1153 nucleotides. RefSeq names its product late embryogenesis abundant protein D-34. The record is from RefSeq and is a predicted model, not a curated record. NCBI's taxonomy places the organism in Eukaryota, Viridiplantae, Streptophyta, Magnoliopsida, Poales, Poaceae.